UCCAAUCCGCAAUUAUCCUUUCCUUGCCUGGACAACGCAGAGGACCGCACACGCGAUCUCUUGCACAAGAAACGCUCUCUCUCCGGUCCCGAGCCUUCCUACACAACUGGCAAGCACGAAGUUUUCCAUUCGGAUGAACCGAUCUUGCUAGACUGGGGUGGGGUUUUGCCAUCCUUCGACAUCGCUUGGGAGGCUUGGGGUACUCUGAACAGCGACAAGAGCAAUGCUAUCGUCGUUCACACGGGCUUGUCGGCGAGCAGUCACGCGCAUAGCACGGAGAGCAACCCACGACCGGGUUGGUGGGAGAAAUUCAUCGGUCCUGGUGCACCUCUGGACACCAACAAAUAUUUCGUCAUCUGCACCAAUGUCAUCGGGGGAUGUUAUGGUAGCACUGGUCCGAGCAGCAUCGAUCCGAUCAGCGGGGAGCACUACGGCACGAGUUUUCCCAUUCUGACGCUCCAGGACAUGGUCCGCGCACAAUUUCGACUCCUGGACGCCAUGGGCAUCAGAAAGCUCUACGCCAGCGUCGGCUGCAGUAUGGGAGGUAUGCAAUCCCUCGCGGCGGGCAUCAUGGAACCCGAACGCGUAUCCCGCAUCGUGACGGUCUCUGGCUGCGCGAGGAGUCACCCUUACAGCAUUGCGAUGCGCCACACCCAGCGACAGGUUCUCAUGAACGAUCCAAAUUGGGCCACGACACGCGGAAACUACUACAAGAGUAUUCCCCCGCACACCGGUAUGAAGCUUGCGCGUGAGAUUGCCACCAUCACGUAUCGGUCGGGCCCUGAAUGGGAGAAACGCUUUGGACGACAGCGCGCGGAUGCGACCAAGCCCCCUGCGCUCUGUCCAGAUUUCUUGAUCGAGACCUAUCUCGACCACGCGGGCGAGAAAUGGUGCCUCGAAUAUGAUGCCAACAGUCUGCUCUAUGUCAGCAAAGCUAUGGACCUGUUCGAUCUAGGUCGCACAUUACAGGAUGCCACCGCUGCUCGACGGCUCGCAAAUGCCGAUCGUUUGUCCGAUGGCGAUCCACAACGGUUCGGCUCGCUGGAGGAUCGUUGCAGUCUGACUGUGCCCGAUGAGCCUUACGAGGAGACCGAGACCUCGUCCGCCGAGAUCAUGGCUGAUACGGCUGCGAAGCCCAGUCAAUCAUUAUCGUCGGGUCCGCCCGAGGACCUGGUCAAAGGCCUUGUGUCUCUACGCGAUACACCUACUCUAGUGCUCGGCGUCGAUUCGGAUAUCCUUUUCCCUUCAUGGCAGCAGCGUGAGAUUGCCGAUACUCUGCGCCGCGUGGGCAAUCGUAGUGUGACUCACGUCGAACUCGGCGAAGACCGGUCGCUCUUCGGCCAUGACACAUUCCUGUUGGACCUGGAAGGGGUCGGAGGUGAGAUUCAACGCUUCCUA
Molecule: messenger RNA, 1398 nt
Organism: Dissoconium aciculare CBS 342.82
Lineage: Eukaryota; Fungi; Ascomycota; Dothideomycetes; Mycosphaerellales; Dissoconiaceae
Product: homoserine acetyltransferase
Exons: 1
Biological process (GO): L-homoserine metabolic process
Molecular function (GO): homoserine O-acetyltransferase activity; L-serine O-acetyltransferase activity
Source: RefSeq, a predicted model, not a curated record